Candidula unifasciata is the source of this 1537-nucleotide messenger RNA. The record is from the annotation of a GenBank genome assembly. NCBI's taxonomy places the organism in Eukaryota, Metazoa, Mollusca, Gastropoda, Stylommatophora, Geomitridae.
AUAUGUCCAAGAACAGCUGGAGCUAGACCCAAAUGAUAUGAACUACCAUACAUUUGCAAAAAUAUUUGAAGCAUUUAAGAUUACAGAACCAGAGAAACCCAAGGAGGUAAAAGCAGAGCCUAAGGAAGAAAAGAAAGAUGAUGUUCCUAUCAAAGCUAAAGGUCUCAUUGAUGAUGAUGAAGAUGAUGAAGUAACAAUUCUGAAAAAUUCUGAUGUCAGCAGUUUUGCCAGUUUUGAAAAAACUCAGUUUGCAAUGAGACUAGCUACUACACUACUGUGGCAGUUCUUAUGUCUGGUGACAAGACCAGAUGUUGUAGAGAUGCAUGAUGUCACAGCCAGAGACCCUAGGUUGUUGGUACAUCUGAAGGCUGCACGAAACUCAGUUCCUGUUCCAAGACAUUGGUGUUAUAAACGCAAAUACCUUCAAGGCAAAAGGGGUAUUGAGAAGCCUCCUUUUGAGUUGCCUGACUUUAUUAAAGCAACAGGCAUCGAAGAAAUGAGAGCCGCACUACAGGAGAAGGAAGACCAGAAGACAUUGAAAUCAAAGAUGAGAGAAAAAGUUCGCCCAAAGAUGGGGAAAAUUGACAUAGACUACCAGAAACUUCAUGAUGCUUUUUUCAGAUUCCAAACAAAGCCCAAGAUGACAAUUCAUGGGGACCUUUACUAUGAAAAGAAGCCUGGCAAUUUGAGCGAUGAUCUGAAACUGGCUUUGGGAAUGCCUGUUGGGGCUUUGUAUAAAGAGAAGGUACCACCACCAUGGCUGAUUGCCAUGCAGAGAUAUGGGCCUCCACCCUCAUACCCCAACCUGAAGAUUCCAGGACUGAAUGCACCGAUUCCAGAGGGCUGUAUGUUUGGUUAUCAUGCCGGCGGGUGGGGGAAGCCGCCAGUAGAUGAGCACGGAAAACCCUUGUAUGGUGACGUCUUUGGUACUCAAGGAUCAGACUUCAAGAAUGAAGUUGAGGAGGAGGAAAUAGACCAGAGCCAGUGGGGAGAGCUGGAAUCUGAAUCAGAGUCUGAGGAGGAAUCUGAGGAAUCCGAGGAGGAGGAGAAAGAUGAUACAGGCCUGAUUACUCCUGCAGAAGGCUUGAUGACUCCCGGGGGCAUCACAUCUGUUCCUGUGGGAAUGGAAACCCCAGACCAGAUUGAGCUGAGGAAGAGGAGGAUUGAGGAUGCCAUGGACCAAGGAGGUGACACACCUGCAUUGUAUCAAGUAUUACCUGAGAAGAAGGCGGCACCUGUGGGAGCAGCCAUGAUGGGAUCGGCCCAUGUGUAUGACAUUUCUGCUAUUCAGAAGAAACCAGGUGAUAAGGGAGCAGCAGAAACUGUAGAAGUGUCCUUGAACCCUGAGGAGCUUGACCUGGACACAGCAGCAAUGCAGGCGAAGUAUGAGCAGACGGUGCGGGAACAGCAGUCGCAGUUAGAGAAGGAAGACCUUAGUGACAUGGUGGCAGCACACGCAGCUAAACAACGGAAACGCAAGAAAGCUCAGCAAGAUACCGGGAAAGGGUCCAAAAAGUACAAGGACUUCAAGUUCUAG